AUGCCUUCCCCCUGUGAUAUUUCUUCCUCUGUCAAGAACACCUGGUUCUUCGCGGGCCUGGCUGCUUCUCGCUGGGCUCCCGGUGGCAUCGAGGAGCAGAAGAUGGCCCAUCAGGUGGUCGACCAGCAGACCACAAACCAGAAGGUAAAUGGCCAGAAGACAAAUGAACGGAAGCUAAACAAUCAGAAGACUAACAACCAGAAGAAGAGCAUUCAGAAGACUGCCAGCGACCAGGCAUCCGCCUCGACUGCCAACGGCCUUGCCAGUUCACGAUGGGCUGCAAACCCCACCGAAACCGCCACCAAGAACGUGAACACUCUGAAGAAGGGCAACCAGCAGGUCGUCAAGGACGAGGCGCACGUCCCAUCAGUCAAUGGCCUUACCAAGUCCCUAUGGGCGGCCAGCCCCGCCGAAGCGACCAACCAGACUGUCAACAAGAAGAAGAACAAGGUCGAUGAGGCGAAACACAAGACAAAUCAGAAGAAGAAUCCACACGGAACUCCUACCAACCUCCCAGCGCCCGUCGCCAAGACCAAGGCGACACCCCGCCGCAUCAUCGGGGAACUCUCAGAGGAGAAGGCAGUCAAGAUGGAGAACCCCUUCUUCGACCCGGAGAAGCACAAGGGCCUUGCGAGUUCCCGCUGGGCUAACUAG
Diaporthe amygdali is the source of this 654-nucleotide messenger RNA. RefSeq lists its product as uncharacterized. Lineage: Eukaryota; Fungi; Ascomycota; Sordariomycetes; Diaporthales; Diaporthaceae. The transcript has a single exon. The record is from RefSeq and is a predicted model, not a curated record. The coding region runs from base 1 to 654 and encodes 217 amino acids.